Messenger RNA from Talaromyces stipitatus ATCC 10500, 1710 nucleotides. RefSeq lists its product as uncharacterized. Lineage: Eukaryota; Fungi; Ascomycota; Eurotiomycetes; Eurotiales; Trichocomaceae. The transcript has 2 exons. The record is from RefSeq and is a predicted model, not a curated record. The coding region runs from base 1 to 1710 and encodes 569 amino acids.
AUGUCUUCUUUGAUUGCUGCUCGGGACACCUACGUGCUGCGGAGGCGAUUCGACAUGCCGCACGGCAAUGGUACAAUUGAUGCCUGGGCAGUAUCGAGCUCGCAAGGCAUUAUAAUAAUCUCAUUUUACACCAUAAUGAUGAAGGCCAUUGUCACAUAUUUCUGGAUGGCCGUCGUUCUCUUCGGCGUUGGCCUCUUCUUGCAACGGCACUCCCCUCAUGAUUCGGAUUCGUCAGCCACGACAACAACUAUCGGCCUUUGGAAUUUCAGGCACUCACCGCAACAAGUAAUCUAUUUUAUGAUCCGACGCGCAUUUGCGGUUAGAACAUCUCGAGAUCUCUGGUAUCCGUUAAUUUGGUUUGCGGUGGCUGCUGUCGCUCUCGCAGCCUCACUUGUAGUGCCCAUUUUGAAAACGCAAAGCUUGAAGAUUGGAAAUGUUGCCCCGGUAAAUCCAAAAUCCGUGUUUGUCCCAUACUACUUUGACCCGAAUUCGGACAUGCUCGAAACUGCUCAGCAAAUGGUUCUCGCUGUGCCGGCAGCGAUGCGUGCUGUUGGUGCCGCUGGGACGAUUCCAGCGAAUACAGUCUUUAUAUCCAAUGCCACAUCAUCGUCGGAAAACGGAACUGUCUUCCAGUUAGAUUAUCGAUAUGGUAUAUCAGGGAGCGACUUCGGCUUGCAGAAAACUCCAGAUUUGUGGCUGAACGUCUCCGGAUCCUGCAUCACAGACUAUACUUGGUACCAAUAUGAGGAUGAAAGCGGUGGUGAUGUAUAUCACAUGUUCAACGAUCCAAGCAAUGUCCAAGUUGUAUACCCAAGUCUAGAUCAUGGGCCAGCUUUUGCCACUGCUUAUGUCGACGCCAGGGACGGGUACAUCUCCAUUUCCAAUAUUAGUUACGCCCUUCUGGUAUCUUCUGUCGGACGCCAAUCACUUUCUAAUUCCACCGACCCUUGGUAUGCAACUGAAAAUAUUGUUAAUAACAACCCCCCGUGGUUAUAUCAAGUCAAGAAUGAGAGGCCGCCGUUGUCUUGCAGGGAGGAAACCGUCUGGUCCUACCGAGGACACACAAAUGAUACGCUUCAUUUGAGAGAGCUCACCGACAAUCGCCUGUCGAAACCUGUCUAUAUAGCACUCAGUCAGAACCUUUACAAUCCCAUGGUUACCUUAAUGACAGAUCGCAUAGGCCGGUCCAGCCUCGCGUCGUCGACGACUUAUGUUCAGUCCGGUUUCGAUGCAAAGCAAUGCAGCGUUAUCGCGGACAUGACUCGCCUCAUCAACACCAGCUAUAUCGCAACCCGCAACAUUCUAUCUGACUCAACCACUAUGAGUGUACAGGGACGAGGAGAUUUAUUAAAUGUAUUUUCUGCAUUUUCUGCCAAUAAUAGUGGCUCCGAUGAGUUUGUCAUAUCGAGCCCCGACAUUAUCACACUCUCUGUGAAGGCGCUCAUCAUUGUUCCUACUGUCUUCGUCGGGGUCAUAGUUCUGCUGGUAGUUCUGGCAUUCCUUCCCGAUCCAUGGCGCUCGAGUAAGGAGCUCAAUGCUACCAGGCUUCACGCAUUGAAGAGGCAGAAUGCCAAGACUAAGACAAGAGACCUGAGAGAAUCUAAGGGAAAUGAAAAUGGCAGGCAAGAUGAUCGUCGUGACGCCAAUGAAAAUGACGGCGGGAAUGUGGGCAAAGAGGUACACAAUAUUGUAACCUCAAUUAAUGCCUAA